Messenger RNA from Polyodon spathula (Mississippi paddlefish), 1538 nucleotides. Its product is annotated as mitogen-activated protein kinase 12-like. Bases 197 to 1282 code for a protein of 361 amino acids. Gene Ontology annotation, cellular component: nucleus; cytoplasm. Lineage: Eukaryota; Metazoa; Chordata; Actinopteri; Acipenseriformes; Polyodontidae. The record is from RefSeq and is a predicted model, not a curated record. The transcript is spliced from 12 exons. Gene Ontology annotation, molecular function: ATP binding; MAP kinase activity. Gene Ontology annotation, biological process: protein phosphorylation; intracellular signal transduction.
UCCCUGCGCUUCAGAAAGCGGUGGAUGGUUACACAACAAAGACGGGAGGGACAGCACAGCCGCGCACAGCUCACUCCCUCUCUCCGAGGACUGAACAAACAAAACGAGAGACCGUUUCACAAGGAACUGCGAGUGUGUGAAAGAGAGAUCGUGACCGUCAGGUUUUUUUUGUUUUGUUUUUUAAAUUUCAACCGAAAUGUCGUCCAGCAGAAGAGUGGGUUUUUAUCGGCAAGACAUCAGCAAGACGGUUUGGGAUGUCCCGGAUCGGUACACCGACCUGAAGUCCGUGGGUUCGGGGGCGUACGGAGCUGUGUGCUCCUCCACAGACAAGCGGACCGGAUCCAAAGUGGCCAUCAAGAAGCUGAACCGGCCCUUCCAGUCAGAGCUGUUUGCAAAGAGAGCCUACAGAGAGCUGCGUCUCCUCAAGCACAUGAAGCACGAGAACGUUAUUGGGCUGGUGGAUGUGUUCACCCCUGACGUCUCAUUGGACAGAUUCCAGGACUUCUAUCUGGUGAUGCCCUUCAUGGGCACUGACCUGGGCAGGAUCAUGAAGCUGGAGAAGCUGACAGAGGACCGCAUCCAGUUCCUGGUCUACCAGAUCCUGAAGGGUCUCAAGUAUAUCCACUCAUCGGGGAUCAUUCACAGGGACCUCAAACCUGGAAAUCUGUCCGUCAACCAGGACUGUGAGUUAAAGAUCCUGGACUUCGGUCUGGCCCGACAUGCGGACAGUGAGAUGACCGGCUACGUGGUGACGCGCUGGUACCGCGCUCCGGAGGUCAUCCUCAACUGGAUGCACUACACCCAGACAGUGGAUAUCUGGUCAGUUGGCUGCAUCAUGGCUGAGAUGUUGUCUGGGAAGCCUCUCUUCAAGGGGAAUGAUCAUCUGGAUCAGCUGACAGAGAUCAUGAAGAUCACAGGGACACCUACGCAAGACUUCAUUCAUAAGCUGCAGAGCCAGGACGCUAAGAAUUACAUCAUGAGUUUACCCAAAGUCCAGAAGAAAGACUUGCAAGUGUUUUUUUCAAAAGCAAACCCUCUAGCGGUCAGUCUGCUGGAGAAGAUGCUGGUUCUGGACGCGGAGCGGAGGAUCACAGCGGCCGAGGCACUGGCUCACCCGUACUUCGAGUCGUACCGAGAACCCGACGAGGAGACCGAGGCUGAGCCCUACGAUGAGACCCUGGACCAUGCAGACAUGCCUGUGGAGCAGUGGAAACGUCACACGUUCACAGAGAUCCUGACCUUCAAGCCGGCAGUGCUGGAGUCUCGGGAGACAUCCCUGUAAUGCUGGAGAGGAGCAGGCUGCCUGUCUGCGCUGAGGGGAGAAGGGCAGCAUUGCUACACAUGCAAUAAGCAGGGACUGGACCAGAGGACUAUCCCAGCCUGACUUCAAACUCACAACCUGCAAAUCUGAGUGAUAUCAGGGAUGGAAAUAAGACUCCAAUUGCACAGCAGAGUCACCCAUUCCAGCUGUGUUAGCCCCAGUGUGUAUAGAUAACAAGCUCAGAUGUGUCUUAAUAAACCCAUAGUAAAACCAGGAA